Ogataea philodendri is the source of this 603-nucleotide messenger RNA. RefSeq lists its product as uncharacterized. Bases 1 to 603 code for a protein of 200 amino acids. The record is from RefSeq and is a predicted model, not a curated record. The transcript has 2 exons. NCBI's taxonomy places the organism in Eukaryota, Fungi, Ascomycota, Pichiomycetes, Pichiales, Pichiaceae.
AUGUAUGCUAACAGAACGUUCGUUCAACAGAUCGUUGAGCAAAUUGUAUCUGCUACCAACGAGCCCAAGAGAAUUGGUCAUGUUGAAAGAAUUAAUUGCCGGAGCUUGUUGCUGUUGUUGUUGCUGUUGUUGCUGUUGCAGAGUCAGUUGUCUGGCAAACCAGUUUCUUUGGGCUGCACGAGCUCCCCAGCUGACUCUAACUUUGCAACCGCCGCCAAUGUCGUAUCCCUGCAUCUCGCUGAUGGCCAUUUCAGCACUGGCACGAUGGUAGAAUUGAACAAAGCCGCAGUUCUUUCCUGGCGGAAUCUUGACAUAAGUGAUGUCUCCGUAUCUGGAGAACAGCUCUCUAAGUUGGAACUCGGAGAUCGGGACAUUCAAACCGCCAAUGAAGACAGUGGUGUUGUUCGGGUCGUUGUAGUACUGAAUAGGGGCCGAUUGCGGCAAGGAUGGAGCGUUCAGCUUUUGCUGACCAGAAAGGUCCUGGGACUGGUUUUGAGAGUUGAAAAAGCUCGUAUUAUUGUUGGACGAGUCUGGCUGAGACUUGGAUGCGGUGGAAACUCUGAUUGGUCUUCCCAGAAGAACGUAACCUUGCAUUUCAAUUAG